Molecule: messenger RNA, 306 nt
Organism: Didymodactylos carnosus
Lineage: Eukaryota; Metazoa; Rotifera; Eurotatoria; Philodinida; Philodinidae
Source: the annotation of a GenBank genome assembly
AUGGGUAGUAGUUUGAAUAUCAGAUCAAGCAUGAUCUCAGAUGAUGGUAAGAAAGCUAUCAGAGAUGCUUUAGUGGUGAACACAACAUUAAGUUUGCUUAACUGGAAAAAUAUCUCAGAACGAGAUGAGAAAACUAUUGCCGAAUCGUUGAAGGCUGAAACAUUGAUCGCCCAUAACUAUGUAUCAGAAGUCGAAGGUAUUCGUCAUUUAAGGGUAACUGUUGAAGCUAGUUUAAGUAUAAGUCCACGUUUAUUUCUGGAAAAAAGUUAUCUUUCCAAGCCAAUGCCGAAUAUACUUAUUCAAUAG